ACUCAUUACCGCGAUUGAAGAUAUCUUUAAUCGUAAUAUUCAUAUAUUCGUACUCAUUACUAAAAACAGUAAAAACAUUAGUAAAUAGUAAUUAGUAAUAAGUGACUUCACAAAAAUAAUAGUCGUGCAUGUAAACUGUGAUUAACCUAUAGUGCCUUAUUAUAAUUAUUAUUAUAUUAUAUAACGUCAUAAUAUUAGUCUGUGCUGGGGACACAGAGUUUGUAGAGCUACAAAUUUUUAAUUGAACAAGACAUAACAAACAUUGAAAUGUCCAUUAUCUAAUACAGCCAAUAUAGGCUAUUUAUUCACGGUGCUGCAGCUGUCUUAAAAUAUGUUCUUAGCAGUUUGUAUAAAGUCUAAUUAUUUUUUGAAAAAUUUUUCGAAUUUCAAAAAUAAAGUUCAGAUUAUUACAACAAAUAAAACCUACUCAACUGUACCCUACGUACAAGGACAAUCACCAGAGAACAAAAUAAGAGAGUAUUUCUAUUACAUAGAUCACCAAGGAAUGCUUUUUCUGGAUGAUAGCAAAAUGAAAAAUUUUACAUCAGCUUAUAAAGAAAUAGAUUUUUUAGUUUUUUUUUUCAAGCGGUUAAAAUUAAAUACAACUGAUCGAUAUAAGGAACACUUUCCAUGGAUAUCAUUAUGUGGUAGAGAACGGAAUUUUGUUAGAUGUGACGACCAUCCAAUCGUCUUCAAUCAAGUAAUUAAAGGUGAUGAUGGCAAUCUCUUAUUUUGUCAUAACCAUGCAGGUCCAAAGUUGACAGUUUUAUUUCAACCCGAUAAACUUUGGAUGGAUGUUGAAAACGGUAGAGUUUACCAUCCAGCCAAUGAGCAACAUGGAUCAAUAGGACUUGUAUCAUCUAAAACAGCUAUUGAAUUCAGUAAAAUGUUUAUAUACAAUGAUACAAAUAACUAUGUGCCUACACAUUUUUUGUGGAAUGGUAAAAAGUACGUUCUAAACCCAGAUUGGUUCAGACAUUUGAUUCGCAAAUAAGUAAAAUUCAAGUUUUUAAGUGAAUAGUGUCAAUCUUAAAUAUAUAUAUUAUAUAAUAUAUAUGUGUGUAAUUAAAAAGUCUGCAUUGUUGAAAUUGAUCUGUACAUUUUUUUAUUUUUUAAAUUUUAUUAAUGUAGUUUUUUUCUGCAAUAACAAUUAUUGUCAAUUAGUGUAAGAGAUACUAUAACAACUCUGUAGAAAUUGGACUACAAUAAAAAUAAUAUAUCAUUGUACAAGGCUCAAUAUUUUAUAAAUAACAAAUAAGUUUGAUUCUUUUAGUUUAGAUUUUACAAGUAUUAUUUUUAAUACU
This is a messenger RNA of Rhopalosiphum maidis (corn leaf aphid), 1304 nucleotides long. RefSeq names its product UPF0598 protein CG30010. Lineage: Eukaryota; Metazoa; Arthropoda; Insecta; Hemiptera; Aphididae. The transcript is spliced from 4 exons. The record is from RefSeq and is a predicted model, not a curated record. The coding region runs from base 332 to 994 and encodes 220 amino acids.